GACCUCAGCCUAACCGCCCAAUGCCACAAGAAAGUUCAUCUCCCCUCAAGAGCAAGUCGUCUCGGAUUGCACCAGACCAGAACGACUCGUCCUUCUUCGAGUCCACCGACAACGUCAGCGCUCCAGCCGACAAACCAUCAUACAUUCCUCCAUGGACCGAGCCCUACAUCAUUGGAGUGGCAGGAAACUCGGGAUCGGGAAAGACGUCGGUGUCGCAGAAGAUCAUCCAGGAGUUGAACCAGCCAUGGACGGUUCUUCUUUCGUUUGAUAACUUCUACAACCCGUUGAACGCGGAGGAACGACAACAAGCGUUUGACUGCAAGUUCGAUUUCGAUACUCCCGAGUCUUUCGACAUGAACCUCAUGUACGAAACGGUCAAGUCGUUGAAGCAGGGAAAGAAGACCGAGAUCCCCGUCUACUCUUUCAAGCUCCACAACAGGACGUCCAAAAAAACCACCAUCUACGGUGCCAACGUCAUCAUCAUCGAGGGAAUCUAUGCAUUACAUGACCAGAGGUUGUUGGACCUCAUGGAUAUCAAGUUGUACGUGGACACCGACUUGGACGUGUGUUUGGCCCGUCGUUUGACCAGAGACAUCCUCUACAGAGGCCGUGAUCUCGAAGGAGCCGUCCGUCAAUGGGAAACGUUCGUCAAGCCCAACGCCGUCAAGUUCGUGUUGCCCACCAUGAACAACGCAGACUUGGUGUUGCCCAAAGGGUUAGAAAAUGACACCGCCAUCUCCUUGAUGAUCCAGCAUAUCCAGAAACAAUUGUCCCACAAGUCGUCCAUGCACUUGAACCACCUCAAGGCUCUCGGAAGAGAUCUUUCAUUUGACAUCAAGAACGUGCCAAACUUGAAACUUCUCCCGUUGACCAACCAAACCAGGGGGAUCCACUCCAUUUUGUUCGACCAGAACACGGAAAGAUCCGACUUUAUUUUCUACUUCGACAGAAUGUGUGGUCUUAUCAUCGAAAAGGCCCAGGAAUUCUUGACCCAUUUCGACCCUGUUGAUGUUACCACCCAGGCCAACUACACCUACAAGGGGUUAAAGGUCAACGACGAAGUCAUUGCCGUCAAUAUCAUCAGAUCCGGAGACUGCUUCAUGAACAGUAUCAAAAAGACUUUUCCCGAAAUUUUGAUUGGAAAAUUAUUGAUUCAAAGUGACUCCAUGACAGGUGAACCACAAUUACAUUACGAUUCAUUACCUCCCAACAUGACCAAAUACAACAAGAAAAUCUUGUUGUUCGACUCGCAGAUCAUUAGUGGUGCUGCAUCGAUCAUGGCCAUCCAGGUGUUGUUGGACCACAGGGUCAAGGAAGAAGACAUUAUCUUAUGUACUUAUUUGUCCACCGAAGUUGGAUUGAGAAGAAUCAAGCAUGUUUUCCCUUCGGUCAACGUGGUCAUUGGUAAGUUGAGUUCAAUGGAAGACAAAGCCGAUUUGUGGUACAACGAAGAAAGAUUCAAGGACAGUGACUGGUUAUUCAGAAAUAGAUUCAUUGAUGGACUUUAUUUCGGCACACGUUAAGCAUGCAUACAUAAAAUACAGACUGAUUUUAUUAGAUUGAAAUGUAUUCUACUCUUUUC
Messenger RNA from Suhomyces tanzawaensis NRRL Y-17324, 1582 nucleotides. It is a transcript of the gene URK1, whose product is annotated as uridine kinase. The record is from RefSeq and is a predicted model, not a curated record. Gene Ontology annotation, cellular component: cytoplasm. Gene Ontology annotation, molecular function: kinase activity; ATP binding. Lineage: Eukaryota; Fungi; Ascomycota; Pichiomycetes; Serinales; Debaryomycetaceae. The transcript has a single exon. Bases 21 to 1523 code for a protein of 500 amino acids.